This is a messenger RNA of Diospyros lotus (date-plum), 1825 nucleotides long. Its product is annotated as cytochrome P450 71A1-like. Lineage: Eukaryota; Viridiplantae; Streptophyta; Magnoliopsida; Ericales; Ebenaceae. The record is from RefSeq and is a predicted model, not a curated record. The coding region runs from base 16 to 1593 and encodes 525 amino acids. The transcript is spliced from 2 exons. Gene Ontology annotation, molecular function: monooxygenase activity; iron ion binding; oxidoreductase activity, acting on paired donors, with incorporation or reduction of molecular oxygen.
AAGAGGCAUGCGUGCAUGGAUGCAUAUAUAUACCGUAGCCUGCAGUUCCAAGUCUUCAAAGUGAGAGCCAACAAGACGAUGGAGUUUCUUCUCCUUUUAUCUAUGAUCACCAUUAUUCUUUUUCUCCUCCUCCGAAAAGGGAAGAAAAAUGGAGGAAUUCAUGUUCCACCAGGUCCUCCACAGCUACCCUUAAUUGGAAAUAUACACCAGCUUAACAAAUCGAUUCUCUUUCGCCAUCUAUGGGAACUCUCCAAGACAUAUGGCCCCCUCAUGUCUCUGCAACUCGGCUCUCUACCUAUUCUUGUCGUUUCCUCAGCAAAAAUGGCCAGAGAGGUCUUGAAAACACAUGAUGCUGCGUUUGCCGGCAGGCCCCCCAUGGUUUGCUUCCGGAAGCUAUCUUACAAUGGCUUAGAUAUAGGCCUUUCGCCUUACAGUGACAACUGGAGAGAAAUGAGAAAGAUUUGCAUCCUUCACAUCUUCAGUUCCAAAAGGGUUCAAUCCUUUCGUUCCAUUCGAGAAGAUGAGGUUUCAAAAAUGAUGAGAAAGAUUCAUAAGUUUACGUCCGAAUCAAAACCCAUAAAUUUGAGUGAGAUGUUGAUUUCUUUCACAAACUCGGUUAUUUGCAAAAUUGCUCUUGGAAAGAGCUAUGAUGACGGGGUUUGUGGGAGAAGUAGGUUUCAUGAAGUUCUCGAUGAAGUCCAAGAUUUGACAGGAGGCUUCUUCUUCGCGGACUAUUUUCCUUGUAUGAGUUGGGUUGAUAAACUCACUGGACGAUCAUUUCGAUUGGAGAGAACUUUCCGGGCAUUGGAUGUAUUCUUCCAAGAAGUAAUUGAUGAGCACCUCGACGAGAAGAGUCGCAAGACUGGAACAAAGGAUAUUAUUGAUGUCUGUCUUCGGCUAAACAAUGAUGGGUUGUCUGCAAUCGACCUCUCAAUGGAUCACAUCAAAGCAGUGCUUAUGGAUAUCUUUACCGCUGGUACGCACACAAAUGCAAUCACCCUAAUCUGGGCAAUGACACAGCUAGUAAAACGUCCAGAGGCCAUGAAGAGAAUUCAAGAGGAAGUAAGAAACAUUGCCGGAGAUAAAGGAGUUAUACAUGAAACUGAUCUGCAAAAUCUUCCUUAUCUAAAAGCAGCGGUGAAAGAAACAUUGAGAUUGCACCCUCCAGUUCCAUUGUUACUUCCACAUGAAACAAUUGAACCAUGCACUAUUGCUGGCUACAAAGUUCAUCCGAAAACUGUAGUUUACGUGAAUGCUUGGGCCAUUGGUAGAGAUCCCAAAUCUUGGGAGGACCCUGAAAAGUUUUUUCCCGAGAGGUUUUUGAACAAUUCUAUUGAUUUUAAAGGGCAAGAUUUUGAACUAAUUCCAUUUGGCGCUGGUCGAAGAAGUUGCCCAGGUAUUCAUCUGGGAGUUGUGACUGUGGAGCUUGCACUUGCUAAUCUUAUAUGCGGCUUCAACUGGGAGCUCCCAGCUGCUACUGGGAUAAAGAAUAACGAAGAUAUCGAUACAGAUGUAAAACCUGGAAUAUCUAUGCAGAAGAAAAUUCCGUUGCGUCUCUUAGCUAGGAAGUACGUACCAUGGUCGUAUGCUUGAUGAGUAGAAAUGCUUUAAAUUAAUUUAUAGCUAUAUAAAUAAGUACACGUAGCUUCAUGAUCUCAUAUACCAGCUCUUUCAAGGAAAUUAAGGGUUCAAAAAGAUGAAGGGUAGUCCUUCAUCUUAUUAUUACUUAUUAGUCUGAUCUUGAAAUUAUAGACAAUGUGAUUUUCCUAAUCGAUCUAUAUCUAUUGACCAUGCUCCCUUUAAAAUUGCUAGCUGCAUAUCGUGC